Molecule: messenger RNA, 2246 nt
Organism: Gossypium raimondii (Peruvian cotton)
Lineage: Eukaryota; Viridiplantae; Streptophyta; Magnoliopsida; Malvales; Malvaceae
Product: probable LRR receptor-like serine/threonine-protein kinase RKF3
Exons: 1
Coding region: 184-2025 (613 amino acids)
Biological process (GO): protein phosphorylation
Molecular function (GO): ATP binding; protein kinase activity
Source: RefSeq, a predicted model, not a curated record
AGGAAAUUGCCCACUGUGUUUCUCUGCCGUUUCUUGGUCUGCGCUAUCCCGCUAUUGCACAUCAUCUCAUCUUCCAAGCUUUUUCUUUUUCCAGUUUCCUUUAAAACUCUCAACGAAACUUCAAAAGUUAAAAUCAUAAUCGCCUCUAUGAAUUGCUAUCUCUCAUAAUCAAGUUCCACCCCUAUGUCCUUUCACUACUGUCUUCUCUUCUUCAUAAUCUCAACUUUCUUCCCAGUUGGCCUUGCUCAAAAUGGCAGCUUACCAUGUCCCUUGACCUUCGCCAUCCUCCAACCCAUCCUUCCCACCACCUUGCCCCAACUCAACACCACUUUGAGUUGCAUGGUUGUCCGCCAAGGUCUCCGCUUCGUUCUCUCCGACUACCUAAGACGCACUGGUUCAUUUGCCCCUCCCUUAAACUCCUCCGAAUCAUGCUGGCAAUCUUACCAAUCGCUCAUCCCAAACUUCAACAUCCGUUCGUCGUGUGGUUUCGAAACCGCUUGGAUCUCUCAAGGCUGUAUGGAUUUAACCACGAAGGUUGAUUUCGAAGCUUUAACUCCAAACGCUACCUUAACCGACGUGGUUUCCAACUGUAACCAGUCUUUGCGUGGUACCGCUUGUGCUUCGUGUACUAUCAGCUUGGCCAAUUUGCAAGCUGUGUACUUGACCAACAGUUCGAUUGCAAGCAUCUCUGACUGCGUGGCAUACCCGUCUAUUUAUGCAGGAGCUUCUGCUAUUUACUUCGGAGCAACUGGCACGGCCAUGUGUUUAUUUUCACUUGAUAUUCCUGUCCCUGAUACCAGCAAUGGUGAGGGUAAGAAACAAGGUGUUAAUUUGGGUGUAUUAAUCAGUGUUGGUGUUGUUGGUCUAGCUGUUUUCAUUGGUGGGCCUUGGAUUGUUUAUAGAAAAUAUAGGGAUUCAAGGAAGAAAAGGAGGGAUCGAAUUGGGAAUCUUGAGACCGAUGCUGGGUUGGAUUCUAUUAGUGAAACUAUCGAUUUUGUUAGGUUUACUUUCGAUGAGAUUAAGAAAGCUACUGAGAAUUUCUCUACAGAUAGCAUUAUAGGAAAAGGAGGCUAUGGCAAUGUGUACAAAGGGUACUUACCUGAUGGUUCUGAGGUGGCUUUUAAGAGGUUCAAGAACUGUUCUGCUGCCGGCGAUGCUGAAUUCGCUCACGAAGUCAAGGUUAUUGCUAGUAUUAGGCAUGUCAACCUUGUUGCUUUGAGGGGGUAUUGUACAGCCACGACACCAUUAGAGGGUCAUCAGAGGAUAAUUGUAUGUGAUUUGAUGAAGAAUGGGAGUUUGCAUGAUCAUCUCUUUGGUUCCACUAAAGGGAGACUUACUUGGCCUGUACGUCAAAAGAUUGCACUAGGGACAGCAAGGGGACUGGCUUACUUGCAUUACGGGGCACAACCAGCAAUCAUUCAUAGGGAUAUUAAAGCGAGUAAUAUACUUUUGGAUGACAUGUUUGAGGCUAAAGUAGCUGACUUCGGACUUGCCAAGUUUGCACUGGAAGGGAUGACACAUUUGAGCACUAGGGUUGCCGGAACAAUGGGGUACGUUGCCCCUGAGUAUGCAUUGUAUGGCCAAUUGACCGAUAGGAGUGAUGUGUAUAGCUUUGGGGUAGUGCUUCUCGAGUUGUUGAGCGGAAAGAAGGCAUUCACUAUGAGUGAUGAGAACCAACCUUCUGUAUUGGCUGAUUGGGUGUGGUCGUUGGUGAAGAAUGAGAAAGCUUUGGACAUUAUUGAAGGUGGCAUGCCGGAGUUGGGGUCGCCGGAAGUUAUGGAGAAAUAUGUGUUGAUAGCGGUUCUUUGUUCUCACCCAGAGUUACAAUGCAGGCCAUCUAUGGAUCAGGUUGUGAAAAUGUUGGAAACAGAUAUUUCGGUUCCCUCGAUUCCUGAUCGGUCAAUUCCAAUUGUGGCCAUUGAUGAGAUUGACAGAUCUAUAAGGAAUCGUGAUUCUGGUUGUGAGAAAGGAAGGACAAGUUCAGGCUCUAAAUUAGAAGUUCCUCAUAAGCUUAACUCAAAAUAAUAGGAUCAUUGAGCUCUCCAAUGGUGUUUCCUGUUUGGUUUAGACUUUUGCUUCGUGAGCUCAGAGUUAAAUCUGAUGGCAUAAAGAUAUUACAAUCAAGUUAGGUUCAGUUGAAUUCAAUGAAUAUAUAGGGCAUACAGUAGUCACUUCAAUUUGUAAUAGCGUCUUGUUUUUUUCUCUGCUGCAUGAAUUGAUAUCUUGAAGAAAUGGUGUUUUUUUUC